AAGAUCAAUACAUGCUACCAAGGUAUCGGGUUUUCCCUUCUCCUAAAGAUAGGGCGUCCAAAUCGCUAGCAGUAUAGCACUUAAGUUAUGCACAAUAAAUAAUGUAUGAUAUGUUUACCAGAUACGGACUUUCAUUUCAUUAUCAGUGUUUUAUGGGGAUAAAAUGUUAAAAUAGCAGUCGAGUCAUCAUUAUCAUAGAACUCGGAAGAUUAUCUGUGUGUGUUAGCUUAACUUUUUAGGGAAAAGGACAAGCGAAAACAUGACAACCGCAGCCGACAAAAAGUUGAUCGACGAGCUUUUUGUGACGUUUGACAAGGACAGGAGCGGGAAAAUAUCAGUGAAGGAGCUAAAGAGGGGUCUGAGGGUGAUCGGUUCCAAUCCAACUAAAAAGGAGAUCAAUACAAUCCUCAAUGAGAUGAACGUUAAGAAAGGUCAGGAAAUAAGCCGGGAGCAGUUCAAUCGCUGUAUGAUGCGCUACUGCGACUCCUGGCGGAAGAAUAAGGAGACGGCGGAUGAUGAACUGCUCAGCUCCUUCCGGUUAUUCGACAAGGACAAUAACGGCUACAUCGAUCCGAAGGAGCUGACGCGCGUGCUCACGGGGCUCGGAGAGAAGAUGAAACGCGAGGAAGUGCAAGAGAUGUUCAAGAGUGCGGAUAAGAACGCUGACGGCAAGAUACACUAUGAAGAAUUCGUCGAGCUGUUCCAGAAUAAACACCUAGAACAUGUUAAAAAGGGAUAAACAUGUGUCCGUACUGCUCAGUGACUAUCAGCAUUACAGUUCUACUCCAUAUACUUAAAUAUGUGAAACACGGUGUUAAGUGUUAGUCUUUGUGACCCGUACGGACGCCUUUCUCGCUCACUUAGUUUCCUCCUUUGCUUAGACACGUGUAACAUAGAUCGACCAGUCAGUGGACACUAGUGUGUAGAGUGUAUUCUCGUGCUUCGGACUUCGCCUAUGAGUUCCAUGAGCAUGUUCGGAUCAGUACAGUGUACAGUCCCUUAUUUUGUCUAUGGUGCUCGACCGGUAGCUGAUGUUGCCGCGCUGCAUUCCACUUCUCAAUUUUACGUAACUACUUUUUAUUGUUUAUUUAGAUUUGUCAUAUUUAUGUUAUAUUUUUUCAGAAUAAAUUGUACUUUAUAUUGAAAUUCAU
This is a messenger RNA of Mya arenaria, 1151 nucleotides long. Its product is annotated as neo-calmodulin-like. Gene Ontology annotation, molecular function: calcium ion binding. Bases 260 to 739 code for a protein of 159 amino acids. The record is from RefSeq and is a predicted model, not a curated record. The transcript has 5 exons. NCBI's taxonomy places the organism in Eukaryota, Metazoa, Mollusca, Bivalvia, Myida, Myidae. Gene Ontology annotation, cellular component: myosin II complex.